AUGGGAUUUUUCACUGGAGUCGGGCGAUUUAUUGUGGUCAUCCUCAAUAUCAUAUUUGUGAUUGUUUCCACGGUUAUGUUGGCGUCGGGAAUUGCCCUUAAAUUCUUCUCAGACAACGCUUUUCUUAAAAAUGCCGAGGAGCAAUUCAAAAGUGGUUUAGAUUCAUUCAGUUCUAAAACAGGUGCAGGCAUCGACACCAGUAGCUUCAGUCUCAAUUCCAUUUUCGGAACAGUGUCCAUUGUUCUUAUUGUUUUUGGAGCCUUCUUACUGGCCGUAUCUUUCUUCGGUUGUUGUGGAGCUUGCUGUAAAGUACAGGUUCUACUUAUCGUGUACGCUGUUAUACUGAUAGUCCUGCUACUCGGACAGAUAAUUCUGGUGAUCCUAAUGUACGCCUCCCCUGUGGUGAAAAACUCAGUACGAGAGGAAUUAAAGGUAUCCGUCAAAGAUUAUCAAGGAGUGAGGGGCGUAAACCUUGAGUCCAUGCUCUGGAACGCCGCCAUGAUAGAGUUGAAAUGUUGUGGUGUAGAGGACUAUAAAGAUUUUGGUUUAUAUGCCAAAAGCUGGAACAACACUCCUGCGAUGCCUGAUGGUACUACUGAUCCCCUCUCCACGCCUGUGGCUUGUUGUGUGACUAUUCCUACAUCAAAAUCUGCUGCAGAAACUUGUGCCAAAGGUCCGACCUUGGAUCCGACGAAGAACAAUUACAAUAAGGGUUGCUUUGACAAAAUCUGGGACAUGAUGUUUGAAAAUCCUCUGAUGCUCGGAAUUGUUCUCUCUGUGGCUUUCGUAAUUCAGCUCCUACUGAUUGUAUUUACAAUUAUGAUGUACAAACAAAACAAAGGUGAAAAGAACGGCAAAGGAACCAACAAAGUAAAGCCCAUGCGAGGGUAUAUGUGAACAUGGAGAUGCGGUGAGGAAUUAAAGAACAAAAUGCUGUGUACAUGAUGAGAAAAUUUCUUUUUUGUAUUUUAAA
Messenger RNA from Saccostrea echinata, 973 nucleotides. Its product is annotated as tetraspanin-9-like. Lineage: Eukaryota; Metazoa; Mollusca; Bivalvia; Ostreida; Ostreidae. Gene Ontology annotation, cellular component: membrane. Bases 1 to 897 code for a protein of 298 amino acids. The record is from RefSeq and is a predicted model, not a curated record. The transcript has 8 exons.